AAGCUGUAUGGUGACAGCAGAAAGCUCUUUCACAGGCAGCACACCGUUUGCAAAAUUCAAGUCCUGCUCUUUCUGACUGUCAUCGUUCGUGCGAGCUCACAUCAGAGAGGGGAGCUCCCGCUACCAGCUACUAGUCGAGACAGCUGACCUCAGCUUUUCAUUUCGCUCGGUUUUGUUUUAAUCUUGGCUGGCCAGAGCCCAGUUACUGUUCCCCAAGUGUCUUUGCUUCCGCAGGAGAGUUCCUCAUCCUGUAUCCCAGGUUUCCGGGCUGGGCUGCCAGUGGAGAUAAAAAGUGCCUGGAAGAUCUCAGGAACCACCUGCCUGUGCUUAGAGCCCCAGGCCCCGUGCGAGUCCUUGGAUCUGGUACCACCCUCUUGAUAUGAGCGCCUCCGCAGUGUUUCGAGGCCCCCGGCCCAACCCUGGGCUGCUGCUUCUGGGCCUGUUGUUUCUGCCAGCUGCGAUUGCCUUCACCACUGCUAGUCCUGAAGAAGGCGAUGAAGGUCUUCACUGUGUGUGUGUGAAGACCGUCUCCUCUGGGAUCCACCCUAAGCAUAUCACCGCCCUGGAGGUGAUCAAGGCAGGACGCCACUGUGCGGUUCCCCAGCUCAUAGCCACUCUGAAGAAUGGGAGGAAAAUUUGCCUGGACAAGCAAGCACCCCUAUAUAAGAAAAUAAUCAAGAAACUCCUGGAGAGCUAGGUUCUAACUGCCUAAAUCUGCAAUGUUUUAUGUGGGAUGCUGGAGUUCUGGCUAUUUUGAAUCUAACGGCAACCUUCCGAUGUUUAUAUUAUCCUUUGAGACUAAAUAAAUGCAAUGAACCAA
This is a messenger RNA of Myodes glareolus (Bank vole), 820 nucleotides long. RefSeq names its product platelet factor 4. Gene Ontology annotation, biological process: immune response; chemotaxis; defense response. Lineage: Eukaryota; Metazoa; Chordata; Mammalia; Rodentia; Cricetidae. Gene Ontology annotation, molecular function: chemokine activity. Gene Ontology annotation, cellular component: extracellular region. The record is from RefSeq and is a predicted model, not a curated record.